This is a messenger RNA of Geodia barretti, 439 nucleotides long. NCBI's taxonomy places the organism in Eukaryota, Metazoa, Porifera, Demospongiae, Tetractinellida, Geodiidae. The record is from the annotation of a GenBank genome assembly.
AAGUUUGCUUUCGAUAGCUAUCACAAACGUGGGUCGAGGAAGGUAACAUUUUUCAAGGAGGAUAUCCCUGAGGGAUUAGUUCAUUUCGGGUUCAUGAACGAAUCCACUGAAAUGUAUGCUAGCAAAGGAAUGGGGCGAACAUUGUCAUUUCUCCACCUCAGCCUACAGGAAUAUCUGGCAGCUUGGCACCUAGCUAGUAACUACAGCAUUGAGUUUCAGGUGGCUUAUCAUUGGCUGUCUGUUAGUACAGAAUAGUUAAAAUUUCAUCAGCCUCUCAUACACAGAGUAAACGAAGAGAGGAGCUCAAUAAUCAUCACUUGAGCACCAGGAGUCAUCGCUAGUGGAGCCAGCCAUAUUCCUGGCUGGUAUCACUGGCUGGAGAUGCCAGUCAGAGGAUGACAGGAACCACUGGGAGAUGUAUCUCAGUCAUGACACUGCA